Molecule: messenger RNA, 3340 nt
Organism: Amphimedon queenslandica
Lineage: Eukaryota; Metazoa; Porifera; Demospongiae; Haplosclerida; Niphatidae
Exons: 9
Coding region: 17-3019 (1000 amino acids)
Source: RefSeq, a predicted model, not a curated record
GAACCUCUAUAGAGAAAUGGCAACCAGACAAUCUUCACCUUUUCCUCCUGAUCUUAUGUUCAAACUGGAGGACCAACUCACCUGUCCUGUGUGUCUUGACCACUACUUCAAUCCUAAAACCUUACCUUGUCUUCAUUCAUUCUGUCAACAAUGUAUUGAGGUAUUACCUCUGGAUAAGAAGAAUGAGACCUAUUACCUCUCUUGUCCCAUUUGUCGUCAUCAUACAGAGCUACCAAAAGAAGGGGUAGGAGCCUUUCCUGUAGCAUUCCACCUCAACAACCUCAAAGAAAUCAUAAUGCAAGCACCUGACCGCACUGAUGGUAGCCACAGGUUUCCACACAGUUUAGUUGCAGAAUGUAUGUACAACAGUGAUCAAAGAAUUGUAUCAGCACUGCGGCAGGAAAUGCCAACGGUUGCAGCUAAUAAACAAGGUGCUUUAACAAUGUGGAUGGAAGAAGGUAGUGUUGAUCUAACCAUUACUCGUGUUAAUAUGCUUGGUGCUCCUGGAUCUGGUAAAACCUGUGCACAGCUCCUACUAUUAGAUGAAGACCCUCCAACUGAAGAUGAUGCUGACAGCACAUCAAUAUCUUAUCCUAUUAGAGUAGCUGUAGAUGACGAGAGCAUGAAAUGGGAUCAAAUAACCAGAGAUAAGUUACUUGGUGGGUUAGCAGCUGAUUUGAUCAAAGCAUCAAAAAAGCAGUCUGUGGCUGAAGUGUUAUCAGUGGACACUCACCAAUUGUCACCAUCUAAAGUAAGUGUUUCUUCGAAAUCAAGAAAAGAUGAAGUAGAUUAUCACGUCGAAGAGGUAGUUCAAGAAAUUUUGGCAACAAAACCAGUAGGCAUUCAAUUAAAAGGCCAUUGGUUGUACAUUAUUGAUUUGUGUGGCCAACCAGCAUAUCAGGAGCUAUUGCCUUUAUUUACUAGAGCUGCUUCUCUUAAUAUCAUCACUCUUGAUCUCUCUAGACCUUUUGAUGAAAAAUUUGAGAUGAAGUACAAAAUCGAUGGGAGAUACUUCCCUUGCUGCUCCAAGUCGACUCAGUUAGCAUCCUUCCAAUCUUCUGUUUCUACUUCGGCUAAUUUUAAUUCUCUUGAUAUUCCUAGUGUCACAAAAGAGCAUGGCCAUUCGAUGCAUCUUGUUCUGGGAACUCAUUAUGAUAAAGUGGAUGAGACUACCCUACAUGAGUGUGAAGACUCUUUGAAGACUUCAAUGUCUUCAUUGCAGCCUUACUUACGUGAUCGUAUCAUUUGCAACAGCACAAAAUCUCAAGAGUCUAUUAUAUUUCCUGUCAAUACAAUGGCUGAAUCAGAAGAAAGGGCAAAAUACGGUGAAGAGAUUCGUCAAGCAAUAUGGCUGUAUGGCUCUGGUGCAUCUCUUACUAUCAAAAUACCAAUUCGAUGGUUUGCCUUUGAGCUGUCUUUUCCUGAAAAAAAAAGAAUCAUAUCAAUCAAAGAAGCUUUAUCUAUUGGGGAAAGAUAUGGCAUGAAAGAGGAAGAGACCAUGCAAACGUUGCUGUAUUUUCAUGAUGUCAGUCUUAUGUUAUAUUAUCCAGAAGUUACAGAUGUAGUUUUUGUUGAUCCUAAGCCUAUUCUUAACAUUCUUUCACAUUUAUUAGCUCUCACAUAUGUCAAUGAUGGUAGUGCACUGAAAUCUAUUUUACUUGAACCACUUGAUCAAAUUGUAAUAAAUCACCUUAAAGAUGGCUUUUUUAACGAAGAAAUUUUUACUCACUUGAAGUGCAAGAGUGAAAUAUUUUGUCAGCCUGAAUUUCAACUCAUUGACUUGAUUUCUCUUUUGCUGCAUCUUUACAUCAUCACAAAAGUGGAAGAUAAUACAAAGGGUAAUUAUUUUAUUCCAUAUGCUCUUUCUUCAUAUCAAGGCUCAGCUAUCCCUACAGUAGAAGUGUCAAAUGUUCAACCACUGCUUAUAGUUUGGAUAGACUAUGAGAGCUGUGAGAGUCCACCACCACCAGUACCAGUCCCUCAAGGUCUUUUUCCAUUAGCAAUAAUGCACCUCCUUAAUCAGAAAGAAUUUGAAAUUAAGCUUCCUUCAUCUAGAUCAAACCACCAUUAUUUUAGAUUUCGAGAUGCUAUGUCGAUCAAGAUUACCUUUAAUGAGAUACCUUAUACACUUCACCUCAUCAAUCGUUAUACUCAUAUUGAGGUGUCUUUCAAUGGUCCUCAAAAACAUUGUCCAAAUAUUCGUAAACUAGUCAUGAAAGCUAUUGGUAAAGUUUCAGACAACUUACAUAUGGAGCAUAAUUAUAUCAAUGCAUUUGCUUGCAUAAAAGAUCAGGAGAAGAAAUGUUAUUGCAUCGUUGUUAAUGAAGAACAGUUCAUAGUCAAUUGUACAGAAUGUCCCAAGCCAUAUCCUAUGACAGAAGAUAAAUGCAAGUGCUGGUUUGAAUGUGUUACAGCUGAAAUAAAUGAUCCACUUAUUACAACAUUUAAUCAUCGACUAACAAUUAAAGAUUUAAAUGAAGUAUUAAAUGAUUUGAAGAGUGGAGGGUUUUCUGAUGAAAGCUAUUUUGGCCUUGGUCUGGAGUUAGGUUUGCAUCAUGGGACACUGAAUAAUAUCAAAUCAAACAACACGAAAUGUGAAGACCAACUUAGGGAGUGUAUUUCAAAAUGGUUGAUGAGAUCAGAUGACGUUGAUAAACGUGGAGGAGCAAACUGGACUAUGUUAUGCAAUGCAGUAGAAAAGAUGAACCGAGCAGCAGCUGAUUAUAUUAGAGCUAGACACAAUAUAUUGACCUCACAACCAAUUGAACAGAGCUCUCCUCAAAAUCAUGUUGAACCAGACACACAGACUACAGGUUCUGAUGAAGGGGCACGAAGAAGAUACCCACUAAGUUUUUCUUAUACUACCUUUACUCCAAGUGGAACAGAAGAAAACAAUAGUUCUUCAUCUCCUAAUCCUUCAUAUACUGUUAAGUGGUCUCAGUACUCAAUAAUCUUUAUCUUGGUUGUUGGACUUCUAGCUCUUGGAUUAACUGCAAUUAUUUUAUUUUGGUUCCGUUAACAAUAGUGAUAUUGUUUGUCACAUUUUUUUAUUUUUAUAUUGUGUGGUAAACUAGUGAAGCUACUUGAACUGCAUGACAAUUAUUAUUAUUGUAUGAUUUUUUAUUAAUAUGUAAAUGUACUGAUAUGCUUGCUCUUUAAUGUAUCGUAAACCCUCUUAAUUUGUGUAGAUACAUACAUAUUUAUAUAAUUUCUGUUUGACGCUGAACCUAAAAUAUGAGCUGUUGUUCUUCUUGUUUUUUUUGUUAUGUUGAUUCCUUCUGGCUCUCCUUUUUUUCUUAACUUUGUUUUGGCUUGAAAUUAUGCCAAUCAUUAUUUUUAA